CAAUGAAAUUGAGGAUGGGACCAAUGCAUCUGCUGAAGCCGGGUAGUAUACUAGUAAAUCUAGUAUUUAUAUAUAUUUCAAACUUAAGAAAACUUAAAAACAAAACUUUUGUGAUUUUCUUCUAUUGUUUAUAUUUAUAAGUUCGGACUGAAAGAUGAUAAAAUCGAGAUCUGUGUUAAAAAGGAUAAAUCUUCAAUUGUUAAUAGCCUCCAUGAUGGCUACACCUUUGUCUGUGCUCAAAUUAACUAUGUACAUCCUGGUUUACGCCUUCCAUCAAGUCACACCUACCACGCUUAUCAUGAAGAGGCAGCCGCCUUUGAAGUACGUCCGAGAGGGUGACGUCAACUUGGGGGCCAUCCUUCCCGGACUCGGCUUCGACCACGCCGGACUUUGUGGUCAGUCCAGCUUCAUGAACAGCUCAUUCCACUUUUCCGAGGCGGUCAUCUUCGCGGUGGACGAGAUCAACCGGAACCAGUCCCUACUGCCCAACGUCCAACUGGGCCUGGUCGUCCUGGACGACUGCAUGAAGGAGAGCACCGCGGCCAUCCAGGCCAUACGCUUCGUCAAAACUGUCAUCCAAGACGGAACCUUCCUCACCAACCAGGACGAUGUCCUGGAGUCGUACGACGUGGCCGGCGUAGUCGGGUGCUUUCGUAGCUCCAACAGCAUGCACGCAGCGUCCAUUUUGGGCCCCGCCGAGGUGCCCCUGGUCAGUUUCAGCUCGACAAGUGAAGCUCUCAGCGACAAAGAAGCAUUCCCGUACUUCCUGCGAGUUGUCCCAGCAGACAACUAUCUGGUGGAAGCCCUAAUUAAACUGAUAACUCACUUUGAAUGGACUUACAUCUCAGUUGUCUACGUAGAAGGCAAAUUUGGCGAAACAGCUUUCCAGACAUUGAGAAGUAAACUUAUGGCUCUGAAGAACGUGUGCAUAGCCACGUCACAGAAAAUCUACCAAAGCUUUGAUUAUGAAGACUAUGUACUCGUUAUGAAGGAUCUUCUAGAUCAUAAGAAUGCUCGGGUUGUCAUAGCCUUCACUGACCCCGAGAACAUUGUGCAUCUACUUAGGGCCAGUCAGAAGCAGGGAACAGGGGGGUACUUCCUCUGGCUCACUAACGACGUCUGGAAAAUGUCCAUCGACUCUAUCAACGACAAGGACUUGAUAAAGUCGUUGGCCGGAAGUCUGGUGGUGAGCUUUGAGUCACUGGUGUCUCCUGACUACAACAGUCACGUGAAGAACAUGACGCCUGACAACAAUCACAAUCCUUGGUUUAGAAAGUUCUGGACUGAAACGUUCGGCUGCUCCUUAACAGACCCUAACUGCACCAGCAACCACUGCGCCUCAGACCUCCCCGGGUGGAGUGGACACACGUACGCCAUGUAUGCCUAUGACGCAGUGCUUACGUACGCGCAUGCGCUGGACUCCAUUGUGAAGCGGAAGUGCCCAAAGGAAACAGGGCGUAAUGUAAGAGACUGCAUAACAGGUCUGGAAUUAUUAACGGCAAUGAAGAGUGUUUCCUUCUUUGGAAAAACUGGCCGCAUUGAGUUUGAUGCCAAUGGAAGUGUGUUGGCCAAAUUCCGGGUUGAACAGUUUGCACCACACUUGAACGGUUCAGACCUAAGAAUUUUGCAUGUGGCCACCUACAAUGCUCGGACAAAACAACUGACCUACGUGAGCAACAUUUCCUUUGAGCACCUAUCAAGAGAAGGCAUGUUUCUCAGAGGCGUACCACAGUCUGUGUGCAGUCAGCAGUGUGGCCCAGCAGAGUACGUCAUUCACAAGGAACAGGUCUGCUGCUGGGAUUGUCGCAGCUGCCGUCAGAAUGAAAUUCUGAUCAACGAUAGAACGGAUUGUCUCGCCUGUCCAGAGUUUACAUGGCCGGAUAAGAAGACAAACCUUACUCUUUGCACCAGUAUAAGCCCGGACUACCCAGACUUUGAGGAGCCAAUGGUCGUCCUCUGCGUGAUCGUAUCCAUGGUAGGACUGACCAGCGCCGCCCUUGUGACCACCGCCUACAUCAAGUACAGACAUGCCCGAGUCAUCAAGGCGACCAGUAGGGAACUCAGUUAUCUUCAACUUGUUGCCAUUUUCACAGGUUACAUGACCGUGCCGGUGCUGAAUCUUAAGCCUUCUGACAUACUCUGUAUCACUUCGUUCUUCUUGUAUUGUUUGAGUUUCACUUGGCUCUACGCACCACUUUUAGUGAAGGCUGUUCGAAUAUACCGGAUAUUUGAAGGUGGAAAAACGUCUACGACACGGAUGAAGUGUAUAAGUCCCAAGUCGCAGGUCAUCUUCACGGCCAUACUUACAUCUGUCCAGAUUUUGCUGUGUCUUUCAGUGACGCUGAUAGCCAAGCCGUCCAUCAUCCUGACUCAAGUUGUUAAGACAGAAAAUUUCGUGGAGCUGAGUUGUGACUGGACAAUACCAGGACUGACGUCAUUUCUGGGUUACAACCUGAUUCUCGUCUUCCUCUGCUCUUUUUUCGCGUUCAAGACCCGGAAGUUGCCAGAUAAUUUCAACGAGUCGAGAUUCAUCAGCAUCAGUGUCUACACGACUCUUAUUGUCUGGUUGGCUUUUGUCCCUACUUAUUACACAGCAACUAGACAGUAUCUCAAAACAUUGCUUCUGUCCUUGUCCCUCCUGGUCAAUCAUACUGUGGCCGUUGUGUUCCUGUACCUCCCCAAGAUAUACGCCGCAGCCAAUUUGACACCCACCAACAGCAACACCAUGAACAGCAUGCUGGUUACAGCAGUCACACGGCUUGAAAGCGGAGCGGUCAAAGGACAAAUCCAGCCAGGGCGUAGCAACGAGGAGACCGUUCUGGAAGGAGAACCCAGCCCUGCUGAAGUGUCUACUCCCGCUCCCACCAAAAACUCCUCCUCUGAUUUAAGUCUGGAGAACUAUGACAUAUUUACCGUUGCCAAGGAGUCCAGAAGCUCGACACUGUGAAAGCUGCGGAAUUCAAGUUGGAUGCUUGGCAAAAUAAGGGAAGCACUAAGUUCCUUGCAGUGACCUCAUGUGGAGGUCAAAGUUCAACA
Molecule: messenger RNA, 3036 nt
Organism: Biomphalaria glabrata
Lineage: Eukaryota; Metazoa; Mollusca; Gastropoda; Planorbidae
Product: metabotropic glutamate receptor 3-like
Exons: 15
Coding region: 155-2947 (930 amino acids)
Biological process (GO): G protein-coupled glutamate receptor signaling pathway; regulation of synaptic transmission, glutamatergic
Cellular component (GO): membrane
Molecular function (GO): group II metabotropic glutamate receptor activity
Source: RefSeq, a predicted model, not a curated record